Molecule: messenger RNA, 7280 nt
Organism: Chinchilla lanigera (long-tailed chinchilla)
Lineage: Eukaryota; Metazoa; Chordata; Mammalia; Rodentia; Chinchillidae
Gene: Kcnk10
Product: potassium channel, two pore domain subfamily K, member 10
Exons: 7
Coding region: 228-1844 (538 amino acids)
Biological process (GO): stabilization of membrane potential; potassium ion transmembrane transport
Cellular component (GO): membrane
Molecular function (GO): potassium ion leak channel activity
Source: RefSeq, a predicted model, not a curated record
CAGCCAACCACCCUGUCAAGCGGUGCCAACACCCUAGCGGUCUCCAGUGCUUCCCUACACCAACAUUUUCCCACCUGUCUUUCUGUGGCGUUCCUCUUCGAGCCAGUCCGAGGCCCCUGCUCCUUGGAAAUUGUUUUGUUGGACUGCUCUAUCGAGGCGUGUAUAGCUCGAGGACUUAAUUAUUAUUUUGAUUCUUUUCAUUCCCUCCCCUUCUGGGCAACGGAGCAAUGAAAUUUCCAAUCGAGACGCCAAGAAAGCAGGUGAACUGGGAUCCUAAAGUGGCUGUUCCAGCGGCAGCCCCGCCGGUGUGCCAGCCCAAGAGUGCCACUAACGGGCACCCUCCGGCUCCCCGCCUCUCCAUUUCCUCUCGAGCCACGGUGGUAGCCAGAAUGGAAGGUGCCUCCCAGGGGGGCCUGCAGACUGUCAUGAAGUGGAAAACCGUGGUUGCCAUCUUUGUGGUCGUGGUGGUCUACCUCGUCACGGGCGGCCUCGUCUUCCGGGCACUGGAGCAGCCCUUUGAGAGCAGCCAGAAGAACACCAUCGCCCUGGAGAAGGCGGAAUUCCUGCGGGACCACAUCUGUGUUACCCCCCAGGAACUAGAGACAUUGAUCCAGCAUGCCCUUGAUGCUGACAAUGCAGGAGUCAGUCCAGUAGGAAACUCUUCCAACAGCAGCAGUCACUGGGACCUUGGAAGUGCCUUUUUCUUUGCCGGAACAGUCAUCACCACUAUAGGGUAUGGGAAUAUUGCACCAAGCACCGAAGGAGGAAAAAUCUUUUGUAUUUUAUAUGCCAUCUUUGGGAUUCCACUCUUUGGUUUCUUAUUGGCUGGAAUUGGAGACCAACUUGGAACCAUCUUUGGGAAGAGCAUUGCAAGAGUGGAGAAGGUCUUUCGAAAAAAGCAAGUGAGCCAGACCAAGAUCCGGGUCAUCUCCACCAUCCUGUUCAUCUUGGCCGGCUGCAUUGUGUUUGUGACAAUCCCUGCCGUCAUUUUCAAAUACAUCGAGGGAUGGACAGCUUUGGAGUCCAUUUAUUUUGUGGUAGUCACUUUGACCACAGUGGGCUUUGGUGAUUUCGUGGCAGGAGGAAAUGCUGGCAUUAAUUACCGGGAGUGGUAUAAACCCCUGGUGUGGUUUUGGAUCCUUGUUGGCCUUGCCUACUUUGCAGCUGUCCUCAGUAUGAUUGGAGAUUGGCUGCGAGUUCUGUCCAAAAAGACAAAAGAAGAGGUUGGUGAGAUCAAGGCCCACGCGGCAGAGUGGAAGGCCAACGUAACGGCCGAGUUCCGGGAGACGAGGCGGCGGCUCAGCGUGGAGAUCCAUGACAAGCUGCAGCGAGCGGCCACCAUCCGCAGCAUGGAGCGCCGGCGGCUGGGCCUGGACCAGAGAGCCCACUCGCUGGACAUGCUGUCCCCCGAGAAGCGUUCCGUCUUCGCUGCCCUGGACACAGGCCGCUUCAAGGCCUCAUCCCAGGAGAGCAUCAAUAACCGACCCAACAACCUGCGCCUUAAGGGGUCGGAGCAGCUCAACAAGCACGGGCAGGGCGCCUCUGAGGACAACAUUAUCAACAAGUUUGGGUCCACCUCCAGACUCACCAAGAGGAAAAACAAAGACCUCAAAAAGACCCUGCCUGAGGACGUGCAGAAAAUCUACAAGACCUUCCGGAAUUACUCUUUGGAUGAAGAGAAGAAAGAGGAGGAGACUGAAAAGAUGUGUAACUCAGACAACUCCAGCACGGCCAUGCUGACCGAGUGCAUUCAGCAGCAUGCGGAGAUGGAGAACGGAAUGGUACCCAUGGACACCAAAGACAGGGAGCUAGAGAACAACUCAUUACUUGAAGACAGAAACUAAAUGUUAAGGACAUUGGUCCAGGACUAAGCGUUGUGUGGUCUUUUUUUUUUUUUUUUUUUAAAUAUUCACACUGAGACAUGUGCCUUAAACAGACUUCUUGUUAGUCCAAAAUUACAUAGCAUUGAAGAAUAUAUUUCACUGUGCCAUAAAUGACUGAAAGCUUGCUCUGCCAAAAUGAAUCAAAGAACAAGAACUUCAUUUCAAACAGCAGCUGCAGGACACACAGGGAGCAUUCACACACGUAGCAGGUCUGGGCCGCACACGCGAAGGGGGUUCCCACAGCGAUGCUGUACCGCUGGGCAGUGUCGCCUGGGCAUGGCUUGCAGAUAAGGGCAGCUACUCCUUAGACUAGCCUCCGAAGGGAACAGGUGUGUCUGGAGUUUCAUUUCCAGAAGCUACUGUCACACACAGAAGGGGGGCCCGUUUGCAGGUGAACUGGUACCUGUAACUAGGUUUAGAGCUCACAUUUUGCAUUGCUCUGAACUUGAAUUUUGACAUACACUAUUCAGUGCAUAACACUCUUUCUGAGCUCCAAGCGAAUGUUUGUGGGACCCGAGAACACCUGGAAUUUUCGAUGGAAUCAGAUCAGAGCACACAUAUUAAAAGGUGCAAUUGCUUUUCUCAUUACAAAAGAAAAAAUAAUCACAAACACAUCACACUGUGGAUAUCACCUUAACCAAUGACAGAAGCCUGCUGAGUUUUGUCUUUCUCACGGGGCCCAAAUAUUCCAAGUGAACAUGUAAGCACUGGUGAGAAGUCAACCUCAACUGCUGCGUGGUUAGAGGCCAGUCAUGCAUUUUCGCCAGUGGGUGUGAUGAUGAUAAAUAAACUGAUUUUGAAAUGUCCAUGUUCACUUUUCUACUGAAACUUAAGUUCUAACUCAUUUUGAUAAGAGGGGGGAAAAUUACCAAAACUAUUGCCUUGCAUGAUGCCAGUGGCUUGCUGUUCUGUCUAGCUGAUUCUAAAUUUUUAUAAAAAUAGACAUCCUGCAUUUCUGAGACAUACCAAGAAAGACCAUGGCAUCUUUCCAUCUCAGGGCUUUCUGUCCCUUUGGGUGUCUUGGGUAGACGUAGUCAUGAAACACAAACUUGCUAUUCCCAAAUGAAAGCAGAAUUAAUCCCUCAAUCAACUCUUGUAAAAUUGAAAUGUUUUGCUUGUAGCUUAAGUGCCAUUAAUACCAUUUACAAAACAAUACUUAAAAAGAAAUAUUGCCAAUAUUUCAUUCUGCUUUCAUGUUUGGCUGUUCUUUUUUAAAGCAUUACUUCUUUCCCUUGCUGGAUUAUUUAACACCUGCUAUUCACUAAAAUUGGAACACUCCUGUGACUGAUUGUUUCAAGGCAAACAAUAACCAACCGGUGAUAAUUAUGAUGUGAAGUUAGAACAUUUGGUGAAGGAAAGUGGGAGAACAGCUGGCCAGUCAUAGGUUUUGAGAGGGUGAUUUUUAGAUGGAUUUUUAUAGAAAAGGGAAAAGGGCAUCAUAUGCCGUUACUCAUGUGUGUUCCUGUUUUUAUCAUAAUUGGCUGGCUGUCACAUUGGUUCAUAGUUAGCUAUUUGGGCCGCACACUUAAACAUUUGCACCUGGUGAUACCAGGAAGUUGCUAAUUAUGGGCCUCCCACCUUUUGGAGAUUUCGUAGGAUUUUAUAUGACUCAUCCGCACAGUGCAUUUACCAAAAAGAUCACAAGUGGAGACUUCCAGAAAUCACCUAGUGCUUUCUGACUUUCCAGGGAAAUUACGCCCAUUGCAUCCUUGACCAUUUGUACUACAAAAACCUUUCUCUGCUUAUUUCCCCCCAAAUGGCAGCUCUGUUGCCUAGCCCCAAAACUGUAGGCUCGAGUUGAAGUUCAGGCAUUGCUUUUGAGAAAAAUCCAAAUGAGAAUCACCAGGAUGAGGCCUUUCCUGUCCAGAGUAGGCUUGGGUCUACUCCUUCACUUGGCUCGAGUUAUGGCUCACUGGUGACAUCCAGCGUUCACAUAAUAGACAUUUGGGAAGCGCUGUGUAUGCACGUGUGGACGUUGGCUUUUGCUGUCAUCCCAGCUUUACCCAGUGGUUUUAGGAAGUGGUAGAUAACUGAGAUUUUCUGAGCGAACUUUUGGACCGUGUUCAUUUGGGUUUCCUCCCUAUAGUACCUUGGUACUUCUUUAUAGUAAUGUAAGUUACGGUCCUACAGCCAGAUCUGGCAAAGAGGCUUUCCUAUUAUUUAUCCAGUGCCUUUUGUGGACCAGGCAUUGGAUUAGGCACUUUUGUAGAUGUCUGCUCACUGAAUACUCACAACACCACAGGGGAAAUAUUUGCAAACCCAUUAUGUAGAUGAGCACAUGGAGGCUCAGGGAAGCUGAGGAACUUACCUAAUGGCACACAACAAAAAGGUGGUAGAACUGCUAUUAUUUAAAGUAUGACCAAAGUCUGCUUUCAACUUUGCUAUAGUGUCUGUGUCAUGUACCCUUGUGCGUGUGUGAGUGCCUGUGUAUGUGUGCACAUGUGUCUUUCAAGCUUCAUGGACACAGUUUACAGAGGGGAGGGGAAGAUACAGAGGAACCUUUACUCUGCAGAGGGCAGGAGGUCUUUGUAUAAACAUAGCCUAGAGGGUUGCCCUUAAAGACACCUACUGUGCAUGGUCUUCAUUUUGUUUUGGGGAAUGCUGCGUAUGGCACUUUUUCUGUAUAGUUAAGAAAAUGUCCUUUGAGAGCACUCUUUUGCACUUUACUUGCUUACCUUGCAGGAAUUUCACAUUCAACAGGACUAAAACAGUUCAGAGAGCCCUGAGCUGGAUAUUCUACCAAAUGGAACAGGUGCAUGUGUUGGUAUGUGCAUAGACGCUUCCCCAAAGAAUCAAGUUACAGUAAUACAGAGUCAAAAAUAGCCUUGGGUUGGGAGGGCAGAAAUCUUUGAUACAUCCUCUUCCCUGAGCACAGUGGGAACAAUGCCCUGCUGAAUAAUGUCAAAGGUGACCUUCUGUGGAGAUUGAUCCAUUAACUAUGUGGGCAAAGUGUUUCAAAAACUGUGAAGUACUCUCCUUGGGAAAAACUGAGAGGGAAUAAAAGGUUGGAUUUCUUUUCGUGUGUACAAAUUAAAAUUUGAGGAUUCAGUUGUUUUGGUUAGCUGAAUGCUACCUUUUUAAAGACAGAGCCAAAAGCAUGCAGAACACACAUGAGAAGGCAAAGCUGCUACAUAUUCUACAUGCAGUGCACAGCCCUCCCCCUACAGUCUGCAUUCCCACCCUUCCAAAGACCCGGAGUGGACAGUGUAGUGUGGGACACAGAAAGAACACCUGGUCAGUAUCUUCUUGGGCAGUGUCAUUUGCUUCAUCUUGUAAUUGGGGACUGAAUUUUAUUCCCAAAAUACAUCUGGAGGUUUACUGGUGGGAGCCAAGGGACAAUUUGGAGAGACUAAUAUAGCUCAUUGCCUAGUCCUAAUCCAAUAUCCAAUAGCGAUUCUAGCCAUCUAUCAUAUUUUGGGUAGAGCUGUGUAGUGUGUGUGUGUGUGUGUGUGUGUACAUGCAUGUGUGGGGAGUCCCUAGGCUACCAUUGUGGUAACUAGGGCUAUUGUCUGUACAACCCUUCCUUUGUGGUUGUGGGCACAUCAGUUCCCUAUAUCUAUGUGCACAUCGAGGGAGUUGAGCACAGAUAGUUGUCAAGGGCCCUUUUAGUUCUGCAGUUCUCUGGUGAAACAUUCCCCAGUCCAUGAGCUAAUUACACUUAUUAAGAAAGUUAUAAGUUGGAUUUGUGAAUACUGAUUAAUGAUCCUACCCAUUUUAGAGUGAGAGCUUGGUUUCCUGUCCUUUGUUUUCUGGGUGAUUGACGGAGACCAGAUGUAUUUGGGAGACUGGUUUCCAAAUUAGGAUCAUGCCUGGUGUAGGCUCUCUCUAUUCUCCCUUAUAACUCUUGGCACUCUGUCACCUGGAGGGUCAUAUUAUGUGGGCAUUUUGCAUUUUUUGCAUGGUGUUAAAUCUUGUUAAAGAAUUUUAAGCUAUUGCUAUUUACAGUCAGUUGUACUACAACUUCCCUUUGAUUACUUCAUGAAUUCAUGUACUCCCCCCCCCUUACACACACACACACAGGAAAUGGCUGCUCUGGGUUCUUUGGGGACCAUUUCAUGUCGAAAGUCCUGGCUGUGCUAAUCUUUGGCACCUGCCUCCUUGCCUCCCUCUUAGAUGAUAUCACUUCCUAGUUAAGUCAGGGAUGCGUAUCUAUUUAUAUGCUUGGUUUUCGGGAUUACUGAGAAUGUGGCCAGGAUUUGAGAAGGGCAGGUUUUGACUCUGUAGACUGCAUAAGAAUGUGAACCUUCCAAUGUGUACCAUGGUUUCUGAGCCACAGGAAAACAAACAAGCGUGCAGAGAGCCUCUCUAAAGGAACAGCAAAGGAACACGCUGGUAUUAUGUUCCAUAUCUCUGCUUUCUGCAUCCUACUAAUGUUUCAAGUGGGGGUAAUUCUUCCGCAUUGUUAUGAUGCGGUUGUGUGCACAUACAGUAGCUGAAGGAGUGGAGAAAGCUUCUGGUGAUGCAGUGUAAAAGCUAGUAAGUAAUGACCUUAAAAGGGAAAAAUGUAAUUCUAAAACAAAGCUGACUUUAAUUUGGUAUUGUGGGGGCUGUUAAUUCUACAUAUGGAAACUAAAAUAGCACACUAGUUCCAUGGCUCUAAAUAGAGCCCUGCGCUCUAUCCUUGUGUGGUAACUGCAUUAAACUUCACCCACCCACCCAUACUCCUUGUAAACUUUGCCCCCGCCCCAUGGCAGUCUGUGAGUCACAUCAGCACAGUGGAAUUGAGGAGAAACACUCAGCAUCUCUGAUUUUACUGAAAGUGGUGCCUGAGAUUGAGACUCUCCUUUGUGUUUUUGUUUUUUAAGUAAAAAUCUCACACAGUUCUCUGCGCAUUAAAAAUUCCUUGAGCAGACACCUGCCCCAACUACCCAGCAGACCUGUGCUGUCAAGGGUAACUGCACAACCCUUCCUUUGUUCCAGGGGCUCCAGGGUUGAAUGGAGAGUUGCAGUGGUGCCUAGAAGUGAUAUGCAAACUACCCCACAAGUCAGGUUCCAGCCCCAUUCCCGUCCCAGAUUCGCAGGCACUGGACCCCGUGAUGAUGAUAAACCCAUUUGUGGAGGUGUUUUACCUAUUUUUCUCUUUGUAGGAUUUAAUGGUGCUUUAAAAAAGGCAUUUUACAGAUAAUAAUGUGUGUGUGGGGAUUUCAUAAUGUUCUUAGGAAAAGUACAAAAGCAAAUUUGCUUGUAACAUUUCAAUAUGCUGUGCUGCUAUUGUCUUUAUUGGAUGAUGUACUUUUUUUUCCAUGAUGGAGAAAUUGCAACAAAGACCUUCUGGAAGACCCAAUCCAAUGUCUCUCCUGUUUGCGUUUCUUUUGUGGGGCCAGUGUGGUUCAUAGUGGCUGGGUGGGGAGCUCUGCUCAGGACAGCUCUUCUCCAGCUUACACUCAUGCCUUACAU